Molecule: messenger RNA, 1002 nt
Organism: Thlaspi arvense
Lineage: Eukaryota; Viridiplantae; Streptophyta; Magnoliopsida; Brassicales; Brassicaceae
Source: the annotation of a GenBank genome assembly
AUGAGUACACGAAGAAACGGCAUGUCCAGGAAUCAGCGGGUUGAGAGUUUUCGUGGGGAAGGGCCAAACUGGAUCCUAAUAGCCGGUGGUGCCUUGUUGAGCACAUUGUCCAUACGCUUUGGGUACAAGUUAAAGCAGUCAAAACCUGACUCCAAUGGCACUGGUGGAUUAAAACGUUGUUGUGCAGCCAAUGGAGGAACAUCUGACAGAGGAAGAUCUCGAGGAUGCUGCUUGCAUUCUAACGCAUCUUCCUCCUGUGAAAGGAAUAAUGAUUGUUGUUUCCACUGCACUCCUGGAACUGAGAAUGUGGAGGGGAACGACGCUACAAACGAGCAAAUGGUGGUUCCCAGUAAGUCACUGCCUCUUGUGACGGUUCCUGCUCCGUCAUUUAGCAAAGAGAAUGGAGUCAUGUGGGCAUCUUCUCCUGAUCACCUGGAAGUUCCCACGAAACAAUACCAUCACCAGUCGACCUGCUCAGAUUCUCCUUGUGUAUCUGAAUCAGGCUCAGACAUCUUCAGCAAGCGGGAAGUAAUACAGAAACUGAGGCAACAGCUGAAGAGGCGAGACGACAUGGUGCUCGAAAUGCAGGAACAGAUCUCAGAGCUGCAAAACUCGCUUAGCGCGCAGAUGGGACACUCUAGCCAUCUCCAAGCACAGCUAGACGCAACAAACAGGGAUCUGUUUGAGUCAGAGAGAGAAGUGCAGAGGCUGAGAAAGGCAAUCGCUGAUCACUGCGUGGGACACUCCGGUAGCAACGGUUGGAACGGCGAGGUGAACGGGUUUAUGGACAGCGAGAGCAACUAUGAGUCACAGGAAAAGGAAAAGGGAUCAAGGGACGGAGAAAGAAUAGAGAUGCUGAGACAGGAAGUGGGUGAGCUUAAAGAGGUGAUAGAUGGGAAAGAGUAUCUACUUAGAAGCUACAAGGAGCAGAAAACUGAGCUUUCAGAGAAGAUCAAAGAGUUGCAGCAGAGACUGGAUUCACUGCUCCCAAACAUUUUGUAG